AUGGACCUCAGGGCGCUCGCCUUUGCCGCUACCGUGCUCCUCGCCCUGGCCGCGCCGGCGCCGGUACUCGGGCAGGGCGUGGCGACGUCGUGCACGGCGUCGCUCAUCACCAGCUUCACGCCGUGCCUCAGCUUCCUGACCAACAGCACCAACGGCGGGGGGUCGUCGCCGACGGCGGACUGCUGCCGGUCCCUGUCGGCGGUGGUGACCACGAGCACCAGCUGUGCCUGCCUCAUCCUGACCGGCAACGUGCCGCUCGGCCUGCCGAUCAACCGGACCCUCGCCGUCACGCUGCCCAAGGCCUGCAACUCCAUGUCCGUCCCGCUCCAGUGCAAAGAUACGUCGGCUCAGCUCCCAGCUCCGGGCCCCGUCGCAGUCUCUCCUGCCAUGCCCCCGCUGCCGCCAAUGACGCCGGAGUCGCCGGAACCACCGUCCGAGACCACCGUGACGAUGCCGCCGGCUAGCCAGACCCAGGGGCAGACGAGGCCGCAGGUGGUGCCCAGCUCUGCCUGGAGGAACAGUGCGCCUGUGUCCAUGAUGCUCUUCAUCAUUGGAGCCAUGCUGGUCUGA
Messenger RNA from Triticum turgidum subsp. durum (durum wheat), 570 nucleotides. The record is from the annotation of a GenBank genome assembly. NCBI's taxonomy places the organism in Eukaryota, Viridiplantae, Streptophyta, Magnoliopsida, Poales, Poaceae.